Molecule: messenger RNA, 1053 nt
Organism: Mitosporidium daphniae
Lineage: Eukaryota; Fungi; Microsporidia
Exons: 3
Coding region: 1-1053 (350 amino acids)
Biological process (GO): ubiquitin-dependent protein catabolic process; protein ubiquitination
Cellular component (GO): nucleus
Molecular function (GO): ubiquitin protein ligase activity; zinc ion binding
Source: RefSeq, a predicted model, not a curated record
AUGGCUUCUAAUCGUAGUGAUGAUGGUGGCUCCCCAUUCGAGACGGCCGAACAUUUUGAGAGAAAUUCAAAUUAUGACGAUAAUCUGAGAUCGAACAUAGAGCCCACAGCCAGGUUAAGCCCUUAUUCAGGCUUGAGAAAAAAAAUUCUCCAAAUCCACGCAAGGACUGAUCUUACAUCUAAGGAUAAGGAUCAGCAGGUCCAGCUUUUAAUGAGAUCCCCUAUCUUGAAGUACGAAACUCUCCAGAAAAAUACCAAAGUUGAGGGGUCCACCGGCUUUUGCGCCCAUUAUCAGCGAAAUUGCUUGCUUUAUUGUGAUUUGUGCGACAAAUUCUAUGCUUGCCACAUAUGUCACGAUGAAGCGGAAGAAGGCCACAUAUUCAAUAGAUUCAACUAUGCCUUAGCAAUACUGAAAUGCACCGUUUGUGAUACGAUCCAGUCUGUUCAUCAAAACUGCUCUUCUUGUGGCACCUCCUUCGGACACUACUUUUGCCGCAAGUGUUUAUUGAUGGAAAAUGAUAUCACAAAAAGAAUAUUCCAUUGUGACGAUUGUGGGAUAUGUAGAAUUGGUGAAAAAUCGCUCUUCUUCCACUGCCAAACUUGCAAAUGUUGUCUUAAUAUUGCUUUAAAAACUGGUGAUACCGAUUCAGAUUCUGCGUCCUCUUCCAAGGGACACAAGUGCAUAGAGAGGUCUUUGGAAUCAAAUUGCCCAAUCUGCGGUGAAUAUCUUUUUACUUCACGUACGGGAGUCAUUUUCAUGGCCUGCGGUCACGCAAUUCAUUAUCUAUGCCAUGAGGAACAUAUCAAGCGGUCAUACCAGUGUCCGGUAUGUCUCAAGUCGCUUGCAGACAUGCGGAGCUUUUUUUCUCAAUUGGAUGAGCUAGUUGAUAGCCAACCGAUGCCCAUGGAGCUAUCUGACCGUCAAUCCAGCAUCACAUGCAAUGAUUGCAUGCGAAAAAGUCUUGUGGACUAUCAUCUUUCCCAAUACCACAAGUGUCUUCACUGCCAUUCAUACAAUACUAGCAUUCUCGAAAUUAUCAAAAAGUCCCCAUAA